ACGCUGUCUGCGCCAGACGCUCUUGAGCGAGAGUCGCCGCGGUUUCCUGCUUCAACAGUGCUUGGACGGAACCCGGCGCUCGACCCCCCGCCCCAGCCGGCCACUCAGAGCCAGCACUCCUCCGCCACCUUCUUACAGCGCCCUCCGACUGCCCCCGGGCCCUCGCCGCCGCUCCAGCUCCGUGCAGCCGCCGCAACCUCUCAGCCACCCGCCAUGACGACCGCGUCCCCCUCGCAGGUGCGCCAGAACUACCACCAGGACUCGGAGGCCGCCAUCAACCGCCAGAUCAACCUGGAGCUGUACGCCUCCUAUGUCUACCUGUCCAUGUCUUACUACUUUGACCGUGAUGAUGUGGCUUUGAAGAACUUUGCCAAGUACUUCCUCCACCAGUCUCAUGAGGAGAGGGAACAUGCGGAGAAACUAAUGAAGCUGCAGAACCAGCGCGGGGGCCGGAUCUUCCUUCAGGACAUCAAGAAACCAGACCGUGAUGACUGGGAGAAUGGCCUGAAUGCAAUGGAGUGUGCGUUGCACCUGGAACAAAGUGUCAAUCAGUCACUGCUGGAACUGCACAAACUGGCCACUGACAAGAAUGACCCCCACUUGUGCGACUUCAUCGAGACUCAUUACCUGGAUGAGCAGGUGAAGGCCAUCAAGGAACUGGGCGACCACGUAACCAACCUGCGCAGGAUGGGAGCCCCCACGGCUGGCAUGGCAGAGUACCUCUUCGACAAGCACACCCUGGGACACAGUGAUAACCAGAGCUAAAGCCUGAAGCUGACCACGCCGCAGCCAGGGCGCAGCUUCCCUGGCUGUGCACCAAGGCAGUGCAUGCAUAUCGGGGCCACCUUGACCUUUUCUAUACACUGUACCAAAACAUCCACCUAUGUACUUUAAUUUGUACCAUCCUUUCAAAUAAAGAAAUUUGGUACCCAA
Messenger RNA from Ochotona princeps (American pika), 933 nucleotides. RefSeq names its product ferritin heavy chain 1 (gene FTH1). The transcript is spliced from 4 exons. Gene Ontology annotation, biological process: iron ion transport; intracellular iron ion homeostasis. The coding region runs from base 214 to 765 and encodes 183 amino acids. Gene Ontology annotation, molecular function: ferric iron binding; ferrous iron binding. Gene Ontology annotation, cellular component: cytoplasm. The record is from RefSeq and is a predicted model, not a curated record. NCBI's taxonomy places the organism in Eukaryota, Metazoa, Chordata, Mammalia, Lagomorpha, Ochotonidae.